Molecule: messenger RNA, 168 nt
Organism: Gilbertella persicaria
Lineage: Eukaryota; Fungi; Mucoromycota; Mucoromycetes; Mucorales; Choanephoraceae
Exons: 1
Source: RefSeq, a predicted model, not a curated record
GAUGUUAGCUUGGGAGAAGCAACAGUUAAAAAAGAAAGAGGAAAUGAAUAUAAUACAUAUACAGAAAAAGAUUGGUUGUUAUAUCUUUAUUUCGUUUUUCAAAAAGGUAUGAAGCAUAAGCAAGCUGUGGAGGCUGCCAACGUCAACCAACAUACAGCACGAAAAUGA